AUGCCCUCUCGUUCCGGGAAGCAAACGGUUUACACGGAUGGAAGCCGUACUGGUACCGGUCGCGCCGGCGCUGGAGUAUUCUGGGGUCCACGCGACUCGAGAAACUUGUCAAAUCAACUACCUGGAAAACAGACGGCUCUAUCUGCCGAGAUAAAAGCCGCUGAAAAAGCCAUACGUCAGGCCGAACGUUGUAAUGUGUCCAAAUUAUGUGUUGCUACCGACUCUAAAGCGGUAGUCCAUCAUGCAUCGGGCUCGAAAAUGGCCGGUGUUUCGGCGCCCACACGUGAUGCGAUCAAGGGCUUGCAAGGAACGUUAGCGAAAACACCAGUGGAGGUUAGCUGGAAGGUGGUCGAAGGACACUCGGGCAUCCCUGGGAAUGUGCGCGCGGACCAUCUGGCAAAGGCGGGCGCGGGCAUAGCCAAAUGA
Molecule: messenger RNA, 426 nt
Organism: Dicrocoelium dendriticum
Lineage: Eukaryota; Metazoa; Platyhelminthes; Trematoda; Plagiorchiida; Dicrocoeliidae
Source: the annotation of a GenBank genome assembly